AUGGAUAAGGACAGUGUAAGACGCAUCAUCCAGGGUGUGGAGAAAAAACUCGAACAGCUCUCCGAGAUCUUGGAGGAUCACGAAGAGCGUUGUGAGAGAGAUCCAGAUGUAACCUUUGACCCGCGCCCCUGCCUGUCUCUGAUUGAAAAGCUACGCAACGACCUUGAAGAAGAUGGCGACACUGCAGCUGAAAAUGCAUCAGAGAUGAUUCACCAAAUCAGCGACAGAGUCAUCAAAGAUACAGUCGAUCGCCUGCCCGAUGCAAUGCGCUCUAACGCACCUCCCUUUCAACUCGCGAAAAACAUGGCCGAUCAAUUCUUUGAAGGUCCCGAAGGCGAUCAAAGACGCAGAAGCAUCGAACGCAAACUGAAGGAAAAGUUUGGUUGGGAAAAUCUCCAUGAUUCCAAUCAUUUUGGAGGUGCUUUCGGUCAUUUCAUGUACGAAAGUUUGUUCAAGGAUGCCCUGAUGCACUAUGAGGCCGAAGUUAAGCAGGCGGCCCGUGAACAUGCAGCUGAUGCUCUUAAAGCAAUGGUUGCCACGAUGACGCUCACAUAG
Molecule: messenger RNA, 555 nt
Organism: Aureobasidium melanogenum CBS 110374
Lineage: Eukaryota; Fungi; Ascomycota; Dothideomycetes; Dothideales; Saccotheciaceae
Exons: 2
Coding region: 1-555 (184 amino acids)
Source: RefSeq, a predicted model, not a curated record